AUGAACCAAUCAGUGAUGAGCAGUCUCUGUAGUAGCCUAGAUACUGUAGAAACCUGUUAUUGUGAGGUGUCCAGGUGGAUCCAUUCUGCCAUGAAAGGUCAGCGUGUCUCAGAUGGUGUGUGCAGAUGCUGGAGAUUCCUCACCUGCCUACUGGCAUCACUGCUAAUGCUAGCCAUCAUUGCGAUUCUUCAAUUUGGAGAUCUCAAACUUCGACGAAGAUCUAUUACCACCAAUAUCACCGCCUCAAUGACAGCACAGUCACAAGUGCGGCUGGUGAAUGGUAGAAACCGGUGUGAGGGGCGUGUGGAGGUGCUCCAUAACGGCACAUGGGGAACGGUGUGUGAUGACGACUGGGACAUGGUGGAUGCUAAUGUGAUAUGCCGGCAGCUGGACUGUGGAUUGGCCGUGGCUGUAGGGAGCAGCUCCAGGUUUGGACAAGGUUCUGGGCCAAUUCUGCUGGACAACGUGGACUGUAAAGGGGGAGAGGUGGACUUGAGUCAAUGUGGGAAUCAGGGAUGGGGAAUCCAUAACUGCUACCACUAUGAAGAUGUGGCUGUUACCUGUAGAGGUAUGUUGAGUAUGAAUGCACCCCCAUAAAACUUCCCUUCCUUUGGUGCAGGAGAUGGUACCAUACGACUGGCAGGGGGUUUGGACCGGUGCCAGGGCAGGGUGGAGAUCUACUAUGGAGGCAGUUGGGGAACCGUGUGCGAUGACGAUUGGAGCAUGAGAGACACAGCAGUUGUGUGUCAACAAAUCAGCUGCGGACAAGCUGUCACUGCAACUACCAACGCCUACUUCGGCUAUGGGACGGGACUGAUUUUGCUCGACAAUGUGAACUGUAAUGGGCAUGAAAGUAACCUGGCCACCUGUUAUAGCCUCGGCUGGGGAAUUCAUAACUGUGGCCAUCAUGAGGAUGCAGGUGUCAUCUGCUCAGGUUCAAGUUCCACCACGCUCCCCUCUAUCAACACAGAGACUAUAGGACGAGGAUUCAUCUUUACAGAAAGUACACCAGAUACAGAAAUGACAGUAUCACUGACUCAGACAACAACCACUACGACCACUGCAGCGACAACAAAAGAGAAGCCAAAUGUCCGUUUAGUGAAUGGUAACAAUAACUGUCAGGGGCGAGUGGAAGUCCUUUACUUUACGGUUUGGGGAACUGUGUGUGAUGAUGACUGGGAUAUGGACAAUGCUCUGGUGGUGUGCAGACAGCUGGGAUGCGGGCCACCAAUUGCAGCCAAAUCUCUGGCUUACUUCGGCUAUGGUUCAGGUCCCAUUCUGCUGGAUAACGUCGACUGUCGUGGCAAUGAGCAAAAGCUGACCGACUGUUUUAACCUGGGAUGGGGACAGCACAACUGCGGCCAUCACGAAGACGCUGGAGUAAUCUGUGCACCUCCGCUGGAUUUUGAGGUAAUUGCGAGAGACUUUGUGUUUGGGAUAACGGAGAAGAUGACUCCAACUACAACUGCAACGACCACAACACCACCACCAGUGGAAGGUACCAUGAGGCUCAUAGGGGGGCUCCAUCGUUGUGAGGGCCGUGUAGAGAUGUACCUGAGAGGAGAAUGGGGUACUGUGUGUGAUGACGCUUGGGAUCUUCCGGAUGCUAAAGUGGCGUGUAGGCAAUCGGGCUGUGGGUUGGCACGAGCUGCCCAAGGGCAUGCGUACUUUGGGCCCGGUCGUGGCACAAUCCUCCUGGACAAUCUAAAAUGCAACGGCACAGAAGCUACCCUCAUGACGUGCUCUCACAUAGCAUGGAAUGUCCACAACUGUGACCACUCAGAGGAUGCCAGCGUCACAUGUGAACUCUCAUGACUCCACCCACCACUAGCCCCGCCCACCAGCAUAUAUGAUCGGAAUGGAA
Xyrauchen texanus (razorback sucker) is the source of this 1864-nucleotide messenger RNA. It is a transcript of the gene ssc4d, whose product is annotated as scavenger receptor cysteine-rich domain-containing group B protein. The record is from RefSeq and is a predicted model, not a curated record. NCBI's taxonomy places the organism in Eukaryota, Metazoa, Chordata, Actinopteri, Cypriniformes, Catostomidae. Gene Ontology annotation, cellular component: membrane. The transcript has 12 exons.